CUGCUGCAACACUCAGAGCACACCCUGCCAACGAGCCAGCGUUAGCUAACACGCACAGACAUGUCGGGGAAGAGUUUUCGAGUUAGCGACGGGGACUGGAUUUGUCCUGAUAAAAAGUGUGGAAACGUGAACUUUGCUAGAAGAACAAGUUGCAACAGAUGUGGUGGGGAGAAAACCACAGAGGCAAAGAUGAUGAAAGCUGGAGGAACAGAGAUUGGGAAAACUCUGGCUGAGAAGAGCAGAGGCCUCUUCAGUGCAAAUGAUUGGCAAUGCAAAACAUGUGGGAAUGUCAAUUGGGCUCGGAGGUCAGAGUGCAACAUGUGUAACACCCCAAAGUAUGCCAAGCUUGAAGAGAGAACAGGUUAUGGUGGAGGUUUCAAUGAAAGGGAGAGUGUGGAAUACAUUGAACGGGAGGAAUCCGAUGGUGAAUAUGAUGAAUUUGGUAGGAAAAAGAAAAAGUUCCGUGGAAAGCCCGGCAGCACAUCGCCCACAAGUGAAAAGAAAGAAGAAGCAAAGGUUCAAGUUGAGGAGGAGGAAGAGGAGGAAGAAGAAGAGGAGGAGGAAGAGGGUGACCUUUCCAAAUACCAAUUGGAUGAUGAUGAAGAUAAUGAUGAAGGAGGAGAUGGCGAAGGCGAGGGAGACCUGUCAAAGUACGACCUAGAUGCCAGUGACGAGGAGGACAAGCCUGCCAAGAAAAAAGGGAGUCGUUCGGGUUCGUCCCGUUCAACUUCGCGCUCCUCCAGUUCACGGUCGAGGUCCAGGUCCCGCUCUAGAAGCUCAUCCAGUUCCAAGUCAGGAUCUCGCUCGAGGUCCCACUCCAGAUCCAGUUCCAAGUCUGCAAAGGGCUCCUCUCCCAAGAAGAGGUCCCUCUCACCUUCCUCCUCACCGGAGAAGGGACAGAAGCGCAGUCGCUCCAGGUCCUCAUCUGGAGAGAGAAAGCGGAGACGUUCUAGAUCACAUUCGUCUGAAAGGCGCUGCGGCCAGUCCUCUGGAUCAUCCGAUUCUGGCUCCAGUUCAAAAAAGAAAUAACUUAAUUGCAGCCUUUAAAACAAGUAAACGAACCUUAGUAGAAAAGUGCAUGUUGUGUUUCGAGGAUACAACGACAUAUUUUCAGUAUGCUGUCCAUUUUCCUAGAAAAGUCUUAUUUCCCUCAAAAGACAGCGUCAACAUGGCUUCUCUCUGCCGUUGCCCAUCGAUACAAGCUCCCUUUUCAAAACCACAUACACCCCAAUCUGUGACAGGUGUCCGUAACGGCAGGUGUCCAAUGUCUCCUAGAAAGUCAGAUAUACUGUGAAGAGGCUGUAUGGCCUUUUAACCCCUUAUCUUCAUAGCAGUACAUUUUAUUCUACUCAUCUGUGGAGAAAUUUAAGUAACUCUUUUUCUAUUAUUUAAAUUUCCGACCACUUAAUUUUUUUUUAUGAAUAUUCUUUUUUUCAAAUAAUAGGUGAAGUACUUAAGCACCAAUUUUCAAUAACAGACGUAGCAAUGAAGUUUGGCCCCGUUGUAUUUUCUUCAUAAAUAUAUAUAUUUUUCUUUGUUUUCAAGGUAAGUAUUUUACUUUACGAAAUUGAUUGUUUUAACUAAAUGACAGAAAAUUCUUUAGUUUAGUUGUUUACUGGGUUUUUUUUACACCGUUGUCGCCUGUUUUACCACCUAAUUACUCCUCUUAAUUUGUCACUAUUACAUUAAAAAAAAUAUGUGAUAUUCGUGCUCCAGAUUAAUACAACCAGAAUAACAACACCGUACAGUAUAUCCCGAAUAAAUGGUAGUGUGGCAAUACUACUUUAUUGGUGAAACAACUCAAAUGUACACUUGUAAAUAAACUCCUGUUGAAAUGGUU
Molecule: messenger RNA, 1840 nt
Organism: Pseudoliparis swirei
Lineage: Eukaryota; Metazoa; Chordata; Actinopteri; Perciformes; Liparidae
Gene: zranb2
Product: zinc finger, RAN-binding domain containing 2
Exons: 10
Coding region: 61-1029 (322 amino acids)
Biological process (GO): RNA processing
Molecular function (GO): RNA binding; lipopolysaccharide binding
Source: RefSeq, a predicted model, not a curated record